AUGCUUGGCAAGCUAUGCGCGUUGCCGACUUGGGCAAUAGAGAACAAGAAGACUGCCCCUCAGCUGAAGACCUCUCUUACCGUUGAAGAUCGCGCCAAGGGUCUUGUCGAAGCCCUCUUCUCCAUCUUCUUCAUCGCCUCCAUCGCCUCCAUCGCCCAGCGCAGCCCUGUUUCCGUGUCUUCCUUCGACCGAUACCUUGACCCCUGGGCUUCACAACAUGGAGCCCGCUGGCUGAGUUAG
This is a messenger RNA of Penicillium subrubescens, 240 nucleotides long. RefSeq lists its product as uncharacterized. Bases 1 to 240 code for a protein of 79 amino acids. The transcript is spliced from 3 exons. NCBI's taxonomy places the organism in Eukaryota, Fungi, Ascomycota, Eurotiomycetes, Eurotiales, Aspergillaceae. The record is from RefSeq and is a predicted model, not a curated record.